AUGGCUUAUUCGUCUGCUGACUCCCGCAGAGAGAUGACGAAUGGUGUCCAUCCUAACACCAAUCCAGCAGGUCCAGGAACCUCCACUUUGCCACGAUACUUGCACAAGAAGCAACAGCGGCAGAAGGGAUGGAGAUCUUCGUCUCCGAUGGGUAGAGUCAUCCUCAUCAAUUCACCUGUGGAUGGUGGGGAUGAUUGUGAAGACAUCCACACAAUUACAGUGGACAAGAGUGAGGAUGGUAGGCUGGGCUUCAGUGUGCGUGGUGGUUCAGAGCAUGGCCUUGGCAUCUUUGUUAGCAAAGUGGAGGACAACAGUUCUGCAGAAUUUGCAGGGUUGUCUGUUGGGGACAGACUGGUGGAGGUGAAUGGGAUCAGCCUGGAAAGCAUUACCAUGAGCAGUGCUGUGAAGGUUUUAACAGGGAGCAAUCGCCUGCGCAUGGUAGUUAGGCGUGUAGGGAAGGUGCCUGGAAUCCGCUACUCCAAAGAAAAGACCACAUGGGUGGAUCUAAUUCAUCGGAGGAUGGUGGUGGAAGAGAGUGGUCGCACUCCCUCCGAGAUCAGCUCAGAUGGAGCUUUGCGCCGGAUUGUGCACCUCUAUACCACCUCAGAUGAUUACUGUCUGGGCUUUAACAUCCGUGGUGGCAAAGAGUUUGGCCUGGGCAUCUAUGUCUCAAAGCUGGACCCUGGUGGCUUGGCAGAGCAACAUGGUAUUAAAAUGGGAGACCAGAUUCUGGCAGCAAAUGGAGUGAGCUUUGAAGAUAUUACACACAGCAAUGCAGUGGAAGUCCUGAAGAGCCACACCCAUGUCAUGCUCACGAUUAAGGAGGCUGGGCGGUAUCCUGCAUAUAAGGAGAUGAUAGCAGAGUACAGCUGGCUCAAUAAAUUGGCUAAUGGGGGCCAGCCAGCCUCUUCUCAAGGUUCAGACUCCUAUUCGUCCACCUCCUCUCUGUCGUCUGGGACACCAGUCAGCUCUCUCAGCGGCCUCUCUCAGGUCAUGUUCCCUCCUCCAUUUGGCUUGGAGAUGGUGGAUGUGUGCAUCUCUACUGAGGACGGCUCAUCACGCAAGCCCAGCUCUGAUCGCACUGAGACAGCCAUCCAGACCGACCCCCUGGAUUCUGACACAUCACCCCAACCCACCAGGGUCAUCUCCAUAGACACCAGCCGGAUGGUUGGUGAGACCAUUCUUUUGAAGGACACAGUGAUCAGGAGUGGCAGUUUUAAUAAGAAUCGUCAAGCACAAAAAAGGACAUUUUCUGCAGGAGACAAGGAAACUCUGGACUCUCCAAAAACUGCAGUGCUAAUGGCUCUCAGCAAACCUCGCAAACCCAUCCGAAGAUCCCAGAGUCAUAUCACUGUGUCAGAGGACAAGCAGAAGAAGAAAAAACAGCAGCAGACAGUGAAGGCUGAGGCUUCUGGAAGCACCCUGCAGCGUUCCAAAACUUUUGUCAGUCUGUUGUUCAAAAGUGGUCGAAAGAGAGACAGGUCUGCCUCUAGAGACAGGAAGGCAGCGGGGACAGGUGAGUGGCAUCGAGCUCGUUCCAAAUCACCAGCGGGUAACUGUUCCUCCAGAAAUAAAGGUAAAGAGCGGAGUCGGUCCAUCAUUAAUCUCCUGAGUUCUCCACGGGAGACACGUGCUGGCGUGCGGGAGCCUGAAGCCAUGCCCAGUCCUGAGACUAUGGCUAUGGUGGAGAGGAUGGCGUGCAAACUGCUGAGUGAGGAUGAGGUGGCUGCAGUAAUGAGACACUGCAGUAGGUUUUUAGCAGAAAGAGUGGUGGAAGACCUGGUACACCCCCUGCUGGCUAUCCUUGACAGACCUGAAAAGUUGCUGCUGCUAAGGGAGAUCAGAAUGAUCGUCCCCCCAACAGAGUUGGGUCGGUUUGACAGCAUGGUAAUGCCGUUUGAACUGGAGGCCUAUGACAUUUUAAAGAGCCGCUCUGUGCGCUCUCCGGUUCUGCGCUCUCCUCGGCAUGAUGGAACUCCACGCCGCCAUCUAAUAACACCCAUCCCAGACUACAGGGGAGGCUUCCAUCUACAGGCUGUGCAAGAUUUGGAGCGAGAUCGACAGCUGAUGCAGGAGCUAGAGCGACUCAGGCUGACCAGCCUCCCAACUGGCAAACUCCCUCCUUCCCGAGUAUUCACACCUCUGUUGGACAUACCUGUGGACAAUUACAUUUCUGGCUCCAUUCGGCAGCGCUCCUUAAGCCCAGCUCGCCCCAAACAGCUGCUUAAUGAGUCCCCCAACAGUACAGAGAGGCGUGGACGUUCCCCUAAACGACAAGAACAUGAUUUGCCUCAAAGGUCAAGCACUCCAGAGCGAGGAAGAUCACCGUACAGGAACGGCCAUGACAAAGCUACAAAGGCCAGAUCUGGAAAUGGAAGAGAGGUUAAGUACACAGUAAUGAGUGCACACAGAAGGAGCAGAACACCACUAACACAGGUAUUUGGGCCAGACAUGCCACGCAACCCGAUGGAAAGGGAGCAGGCAAAUGGACAUGCUGGUUCCUCGGAGAACAGCCAAAACAGCCUGCCAGUGCAGGAGUAUGAGCUGACCAACGUCUUCAUCUCUAAGUGCAAACAGUCUCUGGGUAUAAGUAUCUCAGGGGGCAUUGAGUCCAAGGUUCAGCCAGUGGUGAAGAUUGAAAAGAUAUUCCCCGGAGGAGCGGCAUCCACUAGUGACGUGUUAAAGGCUGGAUUUGAGCUUGUGUCAAUUGAUGGAGAAUCGCUCCAGGGAGUCACACACCAGCAUGCAGUGGACGCCAUAAGGAAGGCUUUCAGCAACAAGGCCAAAGAACCCAUGGAGUUUGUUGUCAAAAUCCCAAAGAACCUAAAAGACUAAAGCAAAGUCUCCUGUGCUGUGCUGUACAACAGAGACGAUAUUUUACACCCAGAGCUCAGUUCAUACUGUACAGACACUGAACAGAAAACAGAAAACCUGAAAGAACACAUCUUUAUGAUAACAAAGAAAGCUCCAUGGAAAAGCAAAGCUGCCAUUGUGCAAUGUGAAUCAGUUGGCUGAACUAACAUGCCCAAAGGGCGACCUAUGAAAGAAGGCUUUCAAAGGGAGUUAUUGUGGAUUUAGAAUC
Messenger RNA from Tachysurus vachellii, 3082 nucleotides. RefSeq names its product PDZ domain containing 7a (gene pdzd7a). Gene Ontology annotation, biological process: auditory receptor cell stereocilium organization; sensory perception of sound. NCBI's taxonomy places the organism in Eukaryota, Metazoa, Chordata, Actinopteri, Siluriformes, Bagridae. Gene Ontology annotation, molecular function: protein binding. Gene Ontology annotation, cellular component: stereocilium tip; plasma membrane; cilium. The record is from RefSeq and is a predicted model, not a curated record. Bases 1 to 2835 code for a protein of 944 amino acids. The transcript is spliced from 15 exons.